ACUAUAUUUCUGAAGUUUCAGAACGUUGUCGUGUGGAACUGUGCCCGCCAUUUCUAGUAAAAGUUUGUUGUUAGGUUGAAUGCGUUGUUGAUAUAUUUGCCGAGAGUUAUUCAACCUCAUUGGAGAAAAAUGUCAAAGAAGUUUAGUUUGGGGGAUAAAGUCUUUGCCAAAGUGCGUGGAUACCCCCCAUGGCCUGCAAAGGUUGUUGGAGUGGCAGAUCCAGCUGCAAGUAAAGGGAGGUAUCAUGUGUCAUUCUAUGGAACUGGAGAAACUGCUAUGUGCAAAGUGGAGGAUUUGUUUUCAUAUACAGAGAAUAAAGGGAAAUAUGGAAAACCAUUGAAAAGGAAAGGUUUUAAUGAGGCCCUUGCAGAAGUGGAACAGAUACUGAGUGGGGCAGUUACUGAGAAACCAACACCUGUACCAGCAGCGGGACCUGUACCGGCAUCAGAAACUUCUGAAGCUAAGGCAACAGGAGGGGUUGAAGAUGCAGAUAGUGACCAUGAAUUUGCCCUUGUUAUUGAUGAAACACCGCAGCGUACAACACCUGCAACCAAACAGAAUCGUUCUGCAUCAACAGAUGAAAAAAAGAAGGUUGCUACAAAACGUAAACGUGAAAGUGAAGGCACUGCUGAGCAUGAAACCGAAUCAAAACGCGCAAAGCGAGGGUCAGUGCAGUUCUCCCGAAAAUCAGCUUCUAACACCAGUGAAUCAUCUGUAAAGUCAUCAGAGCCAUCUGUAGCUUCAGUUGUGGGGGCGUCUGCAAAUUCUAAUACUCCAAGUUCUCCUACACAGUCCCCUCCCAAACAAGAACUUGUUAGUAGGUCUGGACGAAAAAUCAAGCCUAAGAAGUUUUUGGAUGAAGAGACAUUUGAAGGAGGACUUGGUGGUGUUCCGGAAACAAAUGGUAGUCCGAAGACAGUGACAACACCUAAACCUCCAGUAGAUGGAGAAGGAAAACAAGUUCCACUUCGUGGUUCAAAGAGGUUGUCAGUUAGAGGCAACAUUUCCACCCCUACAGGUGAACAUCCCAGUCCAGAUGCUGCUGAUGAACAGCCUGAGGCUCAUACUCCACCAAGUGAGAAAAGGUCAGAGCAGAAUGCGACCAACAAAGCUGAUGAUUCUUAUCCCAUAACAGGUGCUGAAACAGUGAAGGAAGUUAGUAAGGACAGUGAAACAGCAGCUAAUGAAGCAGAAGGCGAGAAUGUGAAUCCCAGUCCUUACAAAGGAGUAGUGUUGAUGGCAAAAACACUUUCAGGGCAUGUUGUUGAAAUAAAGGUGGAUCAGGAUCGCCCAAAGUCUUUCAAGAAUGAGAAGGCUCGAAUGAUGUGGGAUGAGGCAGUGUACCGUAAUGCACUUCGAUUAAAAUCACAAAUUGAGAGAGGAGAGUUCAUACCUGAAGACAUCAAGAAACAAAUAGAACGUAAUAUCCAGAUGAAAGAGGAAGAAAAAUCUAUUCUUAGGAAAGAUCGUAUUGUAGACCGAAAGAAGAAUAAGAUUAAGUGGAUGAAAUUGGAAUCACGCCUUGUAGAAUUGGAUGCACUAGUUAAAUCUAAUCUUAGUUUAACUAGGGCUGAUCCAGACCGCUGCUUGGCUCAUCUGGAUGAAAUCUCAACACUUACAAUUGAUCCCCUUAUGUUGAAGAAACAUCCUCAAGUAGUAGAAACUAUCAAAAAGCUGAGAAGAUACAUUGGGAAUAUGGGUGAAUGGAAUUAUAAUGAAGAGCAGAAAGCAAACUUUGCAACAAAAGCUGGUCAGAUAAGAGAUAAAGCAGAUCACAUCUAUAACAGGUUCAAAACAAUGUUCACCGUCCCAGAAGGUAGAACCUUCUGGCAGGCAUUUGCUGACCAUGUAACAUUAUUCAAGCAGCAUACAAGCCAUCUUAGUCCAGAUAAGAUGUAUUCCCUCACUGUGGACCCUGUUGUAAGCAGAAGCAACGCAGAAUCAGGAUCCUCAGAAGGAGAACAGACAGAGAAUCGUAGAUCCCAAGAUGAAUGGGCUCUAGAGGACUCUGAAGGAGAUGAAGAGAACAGAGCACCAGUAGAAAAGUUGCCAGGUCAGGAUGAAGCCAGACGGAGAUGAAGCUGCUUCUACAAUGCAGGUAAUGUAAUCUACAUGAUUAACUUGGGUAUUUGAAUCUGCAGUAUAUUUACAUGUGUAACAUUUUCACAGUAAACUGCUGAGUAGGUGACAAGUAAUGCAUAAAGUAAUAUAUAUUAGAUUCCACACUGAUGUGGCUGAUCACCUGAGUAGACUUUGUUGUAUACUAUCGCCGUGAAAACUUCAGAACAUGUGUAAUAUAUAUUGCUUGUAAUGACAUUGAUUCUCCUGCCAUCCUCAUUACCAUAAGAAGAAUCAAGCAGCAGUUUAGUGAUGUUUGAUUUUGCUAUAGGUGAUCUAGUGUCACUUUUUCUUUUCAUACCAGUACAAUGAUUCUCAUUAAUAUGUACCAUUUUGUAUUUUAGGUUAGUACCUUUGUACAAUAAUAAGUUAAAUGCAGUAUAAGAAUAUAAAUUCACCGCUUGAUCUUAAAAGUUACUCUCUGUCCCUCUCAUGAUAUUGGCAUCUAUUUCUGUUUAUAACAUAGUUCCAAACCCUUGUUCCUUGUGGAAUAUUGUAGACGUUGAAGAUAGGAAAGGUACUUGUCCACCUUCAGCUUUGUCUCGCAUACAUAUUCUUGUACAGUGUGUUCUUAUGGGAUGUGACACUGUGUAGCAUCUCAAGUGAUUGCUAACAUUUGGAGAAACACGCUGCCUCCAUUUUCAUCUCUCAGGCUACACGGUGCCAUAACCCAGAAAGCCUAAAUAUAAAUCACUGCCAUUGAAACCUCAAAUCUGGUAUACAUAUUCUUGUAACAAGGAUGAUUUGCCCUUCAGUGUGGUAAUUGUUUCCAGGUAAAAUAAUAACAUACAGUUGGAUGGUUAUAAACAUAUUAAUAAUUGAUUUGAACAUUCAGAAACAGUCACCAGUUUUGGUAAAAAUAGUUUCAUGUAUGUGUGAAAUAGUGGGGAUCUUCCUUAUUAGAUGUAUGUAUUAGAUCCAAAGUCAGGGUAGGAGGGCAAAGAAGGCUCGACAUAGGGUUGAUCAUCUGUGGCAUACUGCAGUGAGUAGCCAAAGAUAUGCAAUUUUUCUGAUAUAGUCCUCUUCACCUAAACCUGCAGUUGCUAAUUCAACUUGUUGGAUCUGUGAACUAUACAGUGUUACAACUCAGAAGAUCAUAUUCUUUGGUAUUCGGUUUACUGACUCAGCUGUGGCCUGAUUGGAAACCCAGAGGGUUGAGAAAACCUGGGGAACAGUUUUAAUUUAUUUUUUUUAACAUAACCACUGUAAAAUGCUAAAUUGAUGACAUAUUUAAAGCUAGGUUUGGAUUCUGUCUUCAUAAACAGUAUUGUAAUAUGGAGGCCCUACCAAAAAAUUGAAGUUACUGUUUAGUAAACAGUUAAAUUACUGGUCAUUAAAAUUAUAAACUCCCUUCUGUUAGAUGUCUUCCUUAUCUGCAGGCUCUGACUACUGGCUGUUUUCACUAAGAUCUCUCUUCUCUGGCCUCUACAUUUUCAGUUUUUUUCUCAUUGAAGGUCACUGUGACAUGUACAACAUAUGCAUUGAGAUGGUAAUCCUUUAAUCAUGAAAUACAGAUCUGUCCAAUGUAUGCUCAGUUAUGCCACCUUGUGUAUAUCUUUAGUAGUCAGUCUUAAAACAGCCUGUGAAAUUUAGAAGUGUAUUAGUAAUACUGUUAUGCAAAGCAGUCCUUAUGUAAAGGAGUAUUGUAUAUAGUAUCUGAUAGUGUGUUCCUCGGAACACCCAGUGUCUGAAAUCUUUUUUCAUCUCUUCCUUUUAUGUUAGUAUAUGUAGAAUCCAGCCAAGUGUUUAAUUUUAUAGUUUGUAUUUACUUUUAACACCAGGAACUAAACUUAGUUUUACCUUGUGAGUAUAGUAUCAGUUUAAAAGAUCUAUGAAUAUAGUUACUAAUAUAAUUUUCUUUUGCCUAAUUGAUUAUAUUGUUUUAUGUCAUAAAACUGAAUAAAACCAGGCAUUGUGAGUAUUUUCAUAUUCAAUUACAUUCGUGUUUGUGGUCUGUAUGGCUGUCAUAAAUAUAUAAAAUGUAUUAAUUUUAA
Molecule: messenger RNA, 4112 nt
Organism: Cryptotermes secundus
Lineage: Eukaryota; Metazoa; Arthropoda; Insecta; Blattodea; Kalotermitidae
Gene: Jasper
Product: PC4 and SFRS1-interacting protein
Exons: 17
Coding region: 130-2079 (649 amino acids)
Biological process (GO): regulation of transcription by RNA polymerase II
Cellular component (GO): nucleus
Molecular function (GO): double-stranded DNA binding; transcription coregulator activity
Source: RefSeq, a predicted model, not a curated record